AUGGUGUCUCAAAAGCUGGAGAUUUGCAUCGAAUUAGUGAAGUUUGCCGUUGUUUUUGUAGCCACCGUGGCCGAAUCAGUAGAAAAGGCUUUCCGUAAGCCUUUGCCGGCGCUUCCGGCAGCUCAUGAUAGUCGCCGGAAUAGUUACUCGGGCGUUCCUAUUCCUCUUGUUGGAUUCAUGAGUUCCCGUGCCAUGUGCCGUUUUUGA
Eruca vesicaria subsp. sativa (arugula) is the source of this 207-nucleotide messenger RNA. The record is from the annotation of a GenBank genome assembly. Lineage: Eukaryota; Viridiplantae; Streptophyta; Magnoliopsida; Brassicales; Brassicaceae.